Molecule: messenger RNA, 717 nt
Organism: Astrephomene gubernaculifera
Lineage: Eukaryota; Viridiplantae; Chlorophyta; Chlorophyceae; Chlamydomonadales; Astrephomenaceae
Source: the annotation of a GenBank genome assembly
ACUAUAUGCAGUUGUCUAAGCGAUACUAAGAUGGUUAUACAAGCGCUUGCGUGCAAGGAGCAUUCUUCAACAAUGCAGCCCUCGACAGCCCGCUGGGAGUCUCGGUUAUUUUACUUACACCGCUAGAGAUGUCUACAUACUACUGAAAAGGUUAAGCACUACUUUGUUUGACUCCCGUCAACUUGGGUGAGAACUUGCUGCCAUGGAAAGCGACAUACGAGAGGUCCCCGUGCUUGAUAUUGCACCAGACCAAGCUAAGCACGAAGCAAGACAAUGGCUCAGCACAUAUCGGCACUUGCGGACACGCGUGCAAGCAGUUACUGCAGAAUUGGGCUCAGGACCAGCUUGCGAAGCUUUAAAGGGAAGGGACUUCAGCGAAGCCGCAUCCGCUGCCAGCAACAGCGCCUUGCAGCGUCUUCAAGCAGAACUUUGGUCGCAAGUGGAUGGUGCGCGCAAGGCCGUAAAACGAAUCAACCACCUGCUCUCCACCGCCGCCCCCGGCUCCUCAGCCCCCGUGGAGGCUCUGGCAGCCGCCAUCGAUUCCGCCGACCAGCAACUGGCUGGCGCUCGGGAGCAGCAGCGUGCCGCCCUGGAGGCGCUGUACGGCGAGGAGGCGGCGCUGCAAGCGGACAUCGAGGCCAUUGCCAACCGACUGGAUGGGGAGCUGGAGGGAGAGGCGGCACGGCAGCUGAUGGCGGCGGCAACGCAGGGGCAGGG